This is a messenger RNA of Chlorella variabilis, 282 nucleotides long. RefSeq lists its product as hypothetical. The annotation marks the transcript as partial. NCBI's taxonomy places the organism in Eukaryota, Viridiplantae, Chlorophyta, Trebouxiophyceae, Chlorellales, Chlorellaceae. The record is from RefSeq and is a predicted model, not a curated record. The transcript has a single exon.
AUCGUGCCCGGCAAGCUGACCGCCUGGUGGCCAGACGAGUACAACACAUUCACCUGGUUCAAUCCAGACUUGGGGCCCUCCCGCAAGUAUGCGCGGGUGAUGCUGGGGCGGCACGAGGCGGGCACCCUGGGGCAGCCCCCGCGGGAGAACUACAAGCCUACGGUUCCGCCCCAGAUCAGCCCCCCUAGCUACCAGGGAUACCAGAGCUACGCCAGCCCUGCCAACCCUUACUGGCUUGGUAAGCAAGGCCUGCGGGCAGGCCACGUCCCCGCUGUGUGCUAG